Molecule: messenger RNA, 1071 nt
Organism: Talaromyces proteolyticus
Lineage: Eukaryota; Fungi; Ascomycota; Eurotiomycetes; Eurotiales; Trichocomaceae
Product: glycosyltransferase sugar-binding region DXD motif-containing protein-domain-containing protein
Exons: 3
Coding region: 1-1071 (356 amino acids)
Biological process (GO): mannosyl-inositol phosphorylceramide biosynthetic process
Molecular function (GO): mannosyltransferase activity
Source: RefSeq, a predicted model, not a curated record
AUGAAACUACGAAUACGGCCUUUAUUCAUCAUCCUACCUCUUUUCAUUCUCCAUUACUUCAUCAUAACUCGAAUCGCCAACUUCGCACAAAUAUUCUCUACUAAGCCGUAUGCCGGCAUUCCUUUGAGUCAGUCGGCUAUCAAAGACGCAUAUUAUAAUGGCACGGCGAAGGAUCAAAAGCCCGAGGCCGUGAUACCUCAAAGAAUUCACCAAAUAUACCAUGACUGGUCGGGAAAUGGAAUGCCGCAUUCAGCGCAGUGGGGGAGGCUGAGAGCAAGCUGUAUCGACCGGCAUCCGGGAUGGAUAUACAAGCUAUGGAGCGCAUCAGAAUCUAGGGAAUUUCUACUGAGAGAGUAUCCGUGGUUCUUACCCGUAUACGAUAGCUAUCGCUAUCCAGUACAGCGUGUCGAUGCAAUGAAAUAUUUUGUGUUAAGGCACUACGGCGGCAUAUACAUUGAUCUAGAUAACGGCUGUCUGGAAUCACUGGAACCACUUCGAUACUACCCUGUCUUCACAACGGACAACAACCAAGGCCCUCUGCUGAACAACAUUCUCGGAUCUAUGCCACAGCAUCCGUACUACCAACUCUUGACUGACAGCCUACCGUCAUUUAACUGGUUAUAUUGGCCAUUCCCAUACCUUACCAUUCAAUAUGCCUCUGGUGGAUGGUUUCAAACUGCAAUCUGGGAGAAAUACCACCGACAGAAUCACUACCAUAACACGGAUCAACCACAAGACGAAAAUGGGCCGCUUUAUCGCGUCAUUAUGGACAGUCGUCGCGGAGCCGAGCCAUGGGUAUUUUGGAACGAAGGCGCGGGGCAGACGUGGGAGAAUUGGGACAACUCGGUGUUUUUAUGGAUUGGCGAGCAUAUCUACACGGUUGUCCGGAUUGUGGCCGCUGUUAGCAUAGUAUUGGUGGCUCUCAUCGCUGCGCUGGUCUGGAAGUGUUGCCUUAGAGGGAGGAAAGAAGGGAUGAAGACUAAGGCUGGGCUGAAGACCGCUGUGUCAUUGAUAUCGCCACAAUUGACGCAGAGUGAAGAUAUCUUUGCUAAGAAACAUGAUGCCGUUUGA